GACCGGUUCGGGACCGACCGAAGAUCACCGAGUUCCGUCGAACGUGCUUAAGGAACAAUAUGGCGGCCGUGGCAAAGUUUUCGCCGCCCGUAUGAGAGAUUCGCGUUCACCACGAUUUAGAAGUUCGCGGUUAACGUUAAUCGUACAGUGACCCUGUCCGGGUCCCGUGGCCCAAUAUCGCGAGUGGUAAAUUCGUUUGUGUCGCAGCACGUCGAAACAGCCCGAUGCGGGUCGCGCGCAAUCCUCGUAGCGCAAAUCAUGACUUCGAUGCUGUCCAGCUUUAACCCGCCUGUCGUUAAACGAUUGCUGGGUUGGAAAAAAGCCGAGGGGGAGGACAAAUGGAGUGAGAAAGCCGUGAAAAGCCUCGUUAAAAAGUUAAAGAAGUCCACUGGCCUCGAGGAACUCGAGAAGGCCAUUACUACGCAAAGUUGCAACACCAAGUGCAUCACUAUACCAAGGCCUAGUCCGGGCAGUGCUGGCGACAACGGUGUCCAAGGAGUACGCGGUAAAGGUCUGCCGCACGUGAUCUACUGCCGGCUUUGGCGCUGGCCGGAUCUGCAGUCGCAUCACGAGCUGAGGGCGAUCGAGCACUGCGAAUACGCGUUUACGCAGAAACGGGACGAAGUCUGCGUCAAUCCGUACCAUUAUCAACGAAUACAGACGCCAGUUUUGCCAGCCAUUCUCGUGCCGCGGCACAACCUAGCCGGGGACGAGCCCGUCCUGUACAACACCUCCCUCGAGGAGCUCAGCGUCAGCGUGCCGGAGAACACGAGCUUCCACGCGACGCUGAACCAUCAGCACCAUAAUCAACAGGGUAUACCGCAAUCCCCGCAGCAACAGCAGCAACAACAGCAACAACAGCAGCCGAACAAUCCCUACCAAGGAAUGCAGAGUAUGCAGGCAACGAGUCCCGCGAGCGUGGGGAGCCUAGGAAGCGUUCAGGGUUCACCGCAUCCGGCCCCCGGAUCCAUGGAUCCACCGGCGGACACCCCGCCACCUGGAUACAUAAGCGAGGAUGGCGAUAACAUGGACCACAAUGACAACAUGUCUUUGUCCCGUUUGUCUCCCAGUCCAGUGGACGCACAACCGGUUAUGUAUUGCGAGCCUGCCUUCUGGUGUUCGAUAAGCUACUACGAGCUGAACACGAGAGUGGGCGAGACCUUCCACGCGUCCCAGCCGAGCAUCACGGUGGACGGGUUCACCGAUCCCAGCAACUCCGAACGCUUCUGUCUGGGCCUGUUGUCGAACGUCAACCGCAACACCGUGGUCGAGCAGACGAGACGACACAUUGGAAAGGGAGCUAGACUUUAUUACAUUGGCGGCGAGGUGUUCGCCGAGUGCCUAUCCGACUCGAGCAUAUUCGUGCAAAGUCCUAAUUGCAAUCAGCGUUACGGCUGGCAUCCGGCUACUGUUUGCAAAAUACCGCCCGGUUGCAAUUUGAAGAUCUUCAACAACCAGGAGUUCGCUGCGUUGCUGUCGCAGUCGGUGUCGCAGGGAUUCGAGGCGGUGUAUCAGCUAACUCGGAUGUGCACCAUCAGAAUGAGCUUCGUGAAGGGCUGGGGGGCGGCGUAUCGACGACAAACCGUUACGUCGACGCCAUGUUGGAUCGAGCUGCAUUUAAACGGGCCGCUGCAAUGGCUCGAUAGGGUGCUCACGCAGAUGGGUUCGCCGCGUUUACCCUGUUCCUCGAUGUCAUAAGAUUGUAUACUUUACCACGUGGUGGAUACGAGAAAGAAAGAACGAUUCCUGUGUUAUCGUCGUCGAUUGGAUUCCCUCAACGCGAAUUAAUAUCGCUAUCGUUCGGAUCCCUCUGCAUUCGCCGAGCCUGCCAGCGACCAGCAAGAAAUGGAAAAGGAUCGUUGUUCGUUUCUAUAGUGUAUGCACGGAACACGAAACGAGAUUUGCGUUCGAAAGUGCCAGGAAAGCGGUUCGAAGAGCAAUCGGCUGUGGGAACAUCCUCUCGAGUCCAUGGACGUUUUCUACGUUUCGAGAAAGAUGGACGGUGUGGGCAAAAAAGAGUGCGGACGAGAGAUCGUAAUAACGAUGCAAACCGGUUCGCAACGAGUCACGCGUUUGGGUUAACUACGAGAAAACAUUCGACGAAGCAAGUAGACAUUGUUAACACAUUUAACCGCACUCCCAAUGUGGCUAGUGCUAGUGAUCCAGGGUUACAAAUCCGAUUUUAACCGAAUAUUAAGAGGGCGAAUAAACAAGUGUUUUAUUACAUAUAUGUAUAUGUAUGUAUGUACACGAACAACGCUCGUAUGUGUGUGCGUAUACAUAUGUGAUACGCUAAGAAAAGCUCAGCCUUCGCAUAUUUUUAUCGCUUGUUAAGCAAACGCACUUCAGUCGUACAGUAUACGUCAGCUCUUACAAGGUAAUACAUAACAUUAUGUAUACACUCACAUUAUAGUCUGCCGAAGAGAAUUUCUAUAAAAAAAAAUGGACAAACGUAUAUGUCCGUUGCAAAGUUUCUAAAUGGCACUGGUCUAUUCGGAGUUUUUUGUCAAUGUUUCUCCUACGAAUAGGAUAACUAAAGUAAAUAUAUAAAGUCUAUUUCUCUUAUAUGAAUAAUUAUAAGAAUGGAUUACAGUGUUCAAUAUGUACGUAACUACUUACACAUGUUUCGUUAAUUAUAAUUCUCGGAUGGACCAGCAAAAGCGUUCAAAUGUCCUCAGAAAUGAUCGCAAUCGGAUACGGAUAGUUAUGUUUCCCGUGUAUUUGGAAGUUUUAAGAAUGGUCAAAUGACGCGAGAUCGAUCACCCGGUAUGCAUGUAUACUGACAAUGUUUAAUCAGAAAUCAUUUUGGAAACGGAAGCCGAAAAAAAAAAAAAAUAUGUUGUAUUAAGGUGUCUUAUCUUGGAUAACUGAUAUUCUUAUUAAGAGUAUAAGCGCUAUAUUUCUAAACAUUCGUAGAAGUACUAAGCGCACGAAGUCUGUGGUAGACAGAAAUACCUAUUUACUUGAUAUUGCAUGAGGGAAGCCGAUUAAAAGUGCAGAAAAAAAAAAAUUAUAGACGUAUAUCUGUCGAGUGUCCGAAAAAAAUUUAUGCAACGCGUAAGCAAACAUUGCACAUUUUGCUGUUGAUGUUAACGUAGCGAACCACUCGUUAGUUGAGAUGCAUUGAAAAAAGUAUUUGGUUCGUUGUAUAAAAACCGUAAAACAUCGUUUCGUGUCGGGAAUAAUAUGUUUUGUACGAGAGAGAAAAAAAAGGAAAAAAAAAUACAAGUAAAAUGAAACGAUCGAUUUGAUUGCGUGAACUUUGACAAAUGUACCAUUCUUCCGCGAGAAUAAGGCACAGCGUG
Messenger RNA from Colletes gigas, 3305 nucleotides. It is a transcript of the gene Smox, whose product is annotated as mothers against decapentaplegic homolog 3. Gene Ontology annotation, cellular component: heteromeric SMAD protein complex. Gene Ontology annotation, molecular function: RNA polymerase II cis-regulatory region sequence-specific DNA binding; DNA-binding transcription factor activity, RNA polymerase II-specific; I-SMAD binding. The transcript is spliced from 6 exons. NCBI's taxonomy places the organism in Eukaryota, Metazoa, Arthropoda, Insecta, Hymenoptera, Colletidae. The record is from RefSeq and is a predicted model, not a curated record. Gene Ontology annotation, biological process: anatomical structure morphogenesis; regulation of transcription by RNA polymerase II; transforming growth factor beta receptor signaling pathway. The coding region runs from base 259 to 1698 and encodes 479 amino acids.